This is a messenger RNA of Piliocolobus tephrosceles (Ugandan red Colobus), 942 nucleotides long. It is a transcript of the gene PON1, whose product is annotated as paraoxonase 1. The record is from RefSeq and is a predicted model, not a curated record. Gene Ontology annotation, cellular component: extracellular region. Gene Ontology annotation, molecular function: aryldialkylphosphatase activity; arylesterase activity. The transcript is spliced from 9 exons. The coding region runs from base 1 to 942 and encodes 313 amino acids. NCBI's taxonomy places the organism in Eukaryota, Metazoa, Chordata, Mammalia, Primates, Cercopithecidae. Gene Ontology annotation, biological process: response to toxic substance.
AUGGUGAAGCUGAUUGCGCUCACCCUCUUGGGGAUGGGACUGGCACUCUUCAAGAACCACCGGUUUUCUUACCAAACACGACUUAAUGCUCUCCGAGAGGUACAACCCAUAGAACUUCCUAACUGUAAUUUAGUUAAAGGAAUCGAAACUGGCUCUGAAGACUUGGAGAUACUGCCUAAUGGACUGGCUUUCAUUAGCUCUGGAUUAAAAUAUCCUGGAAUAAAGAGUUUCGACCCCAACAAUCCUGGAAAAAUACUUCUGAUGGACCUGAAUGAAGAAGAUCCAACAGUGUUGGAACUGGGGAUCACUGGAAGUAAAUUUGACUUAUCUUCAUUUAACCCUCAUGGGAUUAGCACAUUCACAGAUGAAGAUAAUGCUGUGUACCUCCUGGUGGUGAACCAUCCAGAUGCCAAGUCCACGGUGGAGUUGUUUAAAUUUCAAGAAGAAGAAAACUCGCUUUUGCAUCUAAAAACCAUCAGACAUAAACUUCUGCCUAAUUUGAAUGAUAUCGUUGCUGUGGGACCUGAGCACUUUUAUGCCACAAACGAUCACUAUUUUCUUGACCCCUACUUAAAAUCCUGGGAGAUGUAUUUGGGUUUAGCGUGGUCGUAUGUUGUUUACUAUAGUCCAAGCGAAGUUCGAGUGGUGGCAGAAGGAUUUGAUUUUGCUAAUGGAAUCAACAUUUCACCUGAUGGCAAGUAUGUCUAUGUAGCUGAAUUGCUGGCUCAUAAGAUUCAUGUGUAUGAAAAGCAUGCUAAUUGGACUUUAACUCCAUUGAAGUCCCUCGACUUUAAUACCCUCGUGGAUAACAUAUCUGUGGAUCCUGAGACAGGAGACCUUUGGGUUGGAUGCCAUCCCAAUGGCAUGAAAGUCUUCUUCUAUGACUCAGAGAAUCCUCCUGCAUCCGAGCUUGCCCCUCGCUAUGAGAGGCUGACUACUUAA